Messenger RNA from Culex pipiens pallens (northern house mosquito), 1608 nucleotides. It is a transcript of the gene slim, whose product is annotated as kelch domain-containing protein 10 homolog. Lineage: Eukaryota; Metazoa; Arthropoda; Insecta; Diptera; Culicidae. Bases 176 to 1531 code for a protein of 451 amino acids. Gene Ontology annotation, biological process: positive regulation of stress-activated MAPK cascade. The transcript has 4 exons. Gene Ontology annotation, molecular function: protein binding. The record is from RefSeq and is a predicted model, not a curated record.
UUUUUUCUAAUGUCAACAACAUUGGCCAGAUUCUGUUUUUCCCCAAAUGAGGUUGAAUUCUGUAGAAUAUAAUUCAAUUUAAAAUCAAUUCUCUGAACAAGUGUAGUGCUUUGAAAAUAUAUUGAAGAACUUGGUAAGCAAUGCGGUUGGAGGUAAAAGUCGUAUAGACACUGUGAUGCGAAUACUCGUUCUGCUGUUCUACAAAUUUCUCGCACGAGUGCUGAACUUUUUGAACAAAUUUUUAAACGUGCCUAGAUUGCGAAAUCUCCGAGAGGUCGUAGAAUUAAGUGCCGAGGAAAUGAGCAGCGACGCUUCCACGGCAGUGGCCGAUUCUGACCAGGUAUUCUGCUUCCGCCCGUACGAGGUGAAACGCGUCAAGUACAAGAGCUAUACCAAAAACGGACGAUCCCGGCCUUUCGCAAGAAGCGGCCAUCGGAUUGUAUGCGAUGAUGCGGCCAUCUACUGUUUCGGAGGAUUUAAUCCAAAUAUGGCAGUCGUGACGGAAGACGAUGACGAUGCCGGAAGUCGGUGCCUGUUCCAGGAACUGUGGAAAUACGACAUCGUCAGAAAAGAGUGGUCCUUGGUAAUGGGUCCGAAUCACGUGCUGCCGCAAGAGCUGGCCUCGAACGCAAUGAUUUUACUUGGCGAAACCCUCAUUGUCUUUGGAGGAACUGGCUUUCCGUUUGGUGUAAACUGCUCAAAUCGUGUGUACGUCUGCCAGCCAGAAAAGAAGCCAAAAGAAAUGACCGAAGUGGAAGUCAAGGGGGAUUUACCUCCGGCCCAGUACGGUCAGGCUAUCGUGUACCACGACGGACAUUUGUACACGAUUGGAGGGACCGAGGGUUUCGAUUAUACCUGUGAUAUAUAUAGGUUAAACAUUUCGAGCAAAACGUGGGAAUGUGCGUAUGCGUGCCGACAGGACAUCCGUGAUGAUCCUCCCGGACGCUACCGUCACGAGAUUGCGAUUGACGAUGAGAGAAUCUACAUAAUCGGUGGAGGCACAAGCGAUUCCGCGUUCAGCUUGGCCUCGAUCCCAACCUAUCACAUUCGUGAAAACGUGUGGUCUUACACGGCCACAAAGCCGGACCCGAACUUGCCUCUACCAGGAGUUCCGACGGCUCGCAAGUGCCAUUCAUGCGUGCAAUACAAGACCGACCAGGGCACCGAGAUUGUCGUGGCUGGAGGUUACGACGGACGAACAUACUACGGAGACAUUUGGAAGCUUAAUCUUUCUUCCCUCCAGUGGCAGCUGAUGCAAAAGUCGGUUCUGCCUCAUCCGCUCUUUUUUCACGAUGCCGCGUGCAGCAGCGCAGGUUGUAUGUAUAUUUUUGGCGGGAUCAAGUUUAGCUCGAACAACAACGUUAGAACUAACAUAGUUUAUAAGAUGUGGACAACAAUUCCCAAGCUGAGCGAGAUCUGCUGGGAAGCAUUGCAGCAUUAUGUUCCCGAUAUGGCGAACAGAUCGACCUUGCCCGGUUUACUUUCAGUUGGUAUUCCAUUGAAAUUUGCAAAGCGUGUUCAUGAGCAAUGAAUCUUCAAGGAUAGUUAUUUUUCUGGAAUAGAAUUCCUGCGUUAAAAAUGCUGCUUAAUAAAGAGAUUCAAUUAUGA